This is a messenger RNA of Austrofundulus limnaeus, 2656 nucleotides long. It is a transcript of the gene pomgnt1, whose product is annotated as protein O-linked mannose N-acetylglucosaminyltransferase 1 (beta 1,2-). Bases 317 to 2278 code for a protein of 653 amino acids. Lineage: Eukaryota; Metazoa; Chordata; Actinopteri; Cyprinodontiformes; Rivulidae. The record is from RefSeq and is a predicted model, not a curated record. The transcript is spliced from 20 exons. Gene Ontology annotation, cellular component: Golgi membrane. Gene Ontology annotation, biological process: protein O-linked glycosylation via N-acetylgalactosamine. Gene Ontology annotation, molecular function: beta-1,3-galactosyl-O-glycosyl-glycoprotein beta-1,3-N-acetylglucosaminyltransferase activity.
GUGCGACUCUACCGGAAAUGAACCGUAGAAGAAGAAAYGCAACACCAGAGUAACCCGAGUUAGCAUGUAGCAUCGUUUUUAGCUGUUUUGGUGGAUUUACAGCUGUUCCGGGAUUAAAGGAUGAUUUCAGACUUUCAGAAGAAUCCGUGAGUUUUUAUCAACAUGUUUCAGAACCAGUCCGGACCCCGCAGCUCCAACUUCACCCUGACCUGUUUCAGGUGAGAUGUGACGGAGGCCCGGGACUUCUGGAGCGGACAGACCCGGUCUGGUCUCCUGGUCUCGGUAGGUGGAGGGGGGCACCGCCGGAGGCUCCGGGAUGGACACCUGGACCCCGAACCCCCGAGCGAAGCCCUUCAUCCCGCGCCAGCAGCGGAGCUGGUACCUGACCUGGAAGUACCAGCUGAGCAACAAGAGGACGGUCCGGAGGUCCUGUCAGGUCGGGGCGGUGCUCUUCCUCCUGGUCACAGUCAUGGUGAACAUCAAGCUCAUCCUGGACACCAGGAGAGUGGCCAGUGAAGAGGCGGAGUCUCAGGACUACGAAGACGUCCAGCCCAACGUGGAGACGCCUCGCAGGACGUCCGGCGGACACAAAGUCCUGGACAUCGAGGUCUACUCCAGCCGCUCCAAAGUCUACGUGGCCGUGGACGGAACCACGGUUCUGGAGGACGACAUGCGAGAACAGGGCCGAGGGAUCCACGUCAUCGUUCUGAACCAGGCCACGGGACAUGUCAUGGCUAAGAGGAUCUUUGACACAUACUCGCCCCACGAGGACGAAGCCAUGAUCCUCUUCGUCAACAUGGUGACUCGGGGACGUGUCCUCAUCUUCACCAUAAAGGACGAGGGGACAUUCCACCUGAAGGACGCGGCCAAGAACCUGCUGAAGAGCCUGGGCAGCCAGGUGUCCCUGGGUCUGAGCUGGAGGGACAUGUGGACCCUGGUGGUGAAGAAAGGAGGACAGGUGUACGGGGAGAGACACUCCAAGUCCCCGGCUCUGUCCACCUGGGGCGACCCGGUUCUGCUGAAGACUGAGGUCCAACUCACUGCUGCUGAAGAGGCAGAGUGCCACUGGGCCGACACCGAGCUGAACCGCAGGAGGAAGCUGUUCUGCAGCAAGGUGGAGGGCUACGGGAGCAUCUGCAGCUGCAAAGACCCCGCACCCAUAGAGUUCAACCCCGACCCGCUUCCCAACAACAACGUGUUGAAUGUUCCGGUAGCCGUCAUCGCAGGAAACAGACCCAACUAUCUGUACCGGAUGCUGCGCUCGCUGCUCUCCGCUCACGGCGUCAACCCUCAGGUCAUCACCGUCUUCAUCGACGGAUACUACGAGGAACCCAUGGACGUGGUGGAGCUGUUUGGACUGAAGGGGGUUCAGCACACCCCCAUCAGCAUCAAGAACGCCCGUGUGUCGCAGCACUACAAGGCCAGUCUGACGGCGACCUUUAACCUUCACCCUGAUGCAAACUUCGCCAUCGUUCUGGAAGAAGACCUGGACAUCUCUGUGGACUUCUUCAGCUUCCUGAGUCAGACCGUCCACCUGUUGGACCAAGACGACAGCCUCUACUGCAUCUCAGCCUGGAACGACCAGGGCUAUGAGCACAUAGCUGAGGACCCGGCUCUCCUCUACCGGGUGGAGAGCAUGCCGGGUCUGGGCUGGGUUCUGAAGAGGAGCAUCUACAAAGACGAGCUGGAGCCCAAGUGGCCGACGCCCGAGAAGCUGUGGGACUGGGACAUGUGGAUGAGGAUGCCCGAGCAGAGGAGAGGCAGAGAGUGCGUCAUCCCUGACGUGUCSCGCUCGUAUCACUUCGGCAUCAUCGGCCUCAACAUGAACGGCUACUUCCACGAGGUUUACUUCAAGAAACACAAGUUCAACACUGUUCCCAACGUGCAGCUGAAGAACGUGGACAGCCUGAAGAGAGACUCAUAUGAAGUGGAGGUCCAGAAGCUACUGAAAGCGGCGGAGGUUUUGGACCACACCAAGAACCCGUGUGAAGACUCGUUUGUUCCGGACACGGAGGGGAAGAUCUACAUCAUGUUCAUAAAGAUGGAGUCUGAGUCGGACACGUCCACCUGGACAGAACUUGCCAAGUGCCUGCAUGUUUGGGACCUGGAUGUUCGAGGGUACCACCGAGGACUCUGGAGGCUCUUCAGGAAGAGAAACCACGUCUUGGUCGUGGCCACGCCCAUCUCACCGUACUCAGUGAAGAAACCAGCUGCUGUCAGUCCCAUCCACUUAGAGCCCCCUCCCAAAGAGGAGGGGGCCCCGGUGGAGCCCGUGUAGACCUACACCUGGUCCCUCAGACCGUGAUCCAGAGAACAGACUGACUCAGAAACAGAGGGAACUCUGGGAAACUUAGUCUUUUAAGACUCCAGGAGGCUCAUCUGGACCCGAUGAUCCGAGGAAGACCAAUAAGACACUAAACGAGUCUGGUAAGGGCUGUGAGGACGGGCCUGGACCUGGACUCUGAGAAUGGACCUGGACCUGGACUCUGAGAACAGACCUGGACUCUGAGAACGGACCUGGACUCUGAGAAUGGGCCUGGACUCUGAGAAUGGGCCUGGACCUGGACUGUGAGAACGGGCCUGGACCUGGACUGUGAGGACUCUGAAUUCAGUUUGUUUUUAUCUCAAACAGCAGUUUUAUAAAUUAUUUAUUAGA